This is a messenger RNA of Lolium rigidum, 2729 nucleotides long. RefSeq names its product protein FAR1-RELATED SEQUENCE 5-like. The transcript has 7 exons. NCBI's taxonomy places the organism in Eukaryota, Viridiplantae, Streptophyta, Magnoliopsida, Poales, Poaceae. The record is from RefSeq and is a predicted model, not a curated record. Bases 734 to 2602 code for a protein of 622 amino acids. Gene Ontology annotation, biological process: regulation of DNA-templated transcription.
GUGGGAAAUAGCGCGCAGUGAUGGAUUUCCCACUGGAUCCGGUGAGCAGCCUCCCAAUUUAUGGGGCGUUCCCGGCUGAGGCGGCGGUGGAGAUUUUGCAAGGAGGGGACUCGGUCAGUAGCAACGCGGGUCCGGCGCUGGCGACGGGGGCAACCGUGCUUGGGGACAUCCUGGAUGCGACCAGCGUCGGCGAUUUUGCAAGCGGGCUUGGUGGCGUGGAUGGACCAGUAGCUGCAGAUUCAGCGGAAUCUACGGAGCAGGACAAUCCUCAGUCGUCUGGAUGGAAGAAGAGGGUCCGUGUUGGGCGUGCACCACCUGACCGAACUCACUGCGCAGAGAGGCAGAGCGCACUGGAUAAAUCCGUCAGGUGUUUCGCGGAAAAACUGGGAGACAAAGUCAUUGAUCCGUGCUUGGGUACAACCUUCGACUCGAUUGGGGAGGUGUACGAUUUUUACAAUCUGUACUCCUGGGAACAUGGCUUCGGUAUCAAGUACGGCAAAAGCCGGUUGAACUCGGAGAAGACGAAAUGCAUGCAGGAGAUAGUAUGCGGUUGCUCGGGGAAACCAGCAGGCGAAAAUACCAGGUCAUGUCGUUGUGAAUGCCCUGGAUGAUUAGGUUGCUGAGGUCUGCCGAUAACGGCUAGUAUAUCACUGAGCAUCGGGUCACUCACAACCAUGUGCUGACAGAGACGUGUGGCGAGACAGCGUUCUGGCCGUCUCACAGGCACAUAGAUAUGUUCACCAAGGACCUGGUGAAACAGCUUAGGGAUAACAACAUAAAUAUUGGAAAGGUGUAUAGCAUCAUUGGGAGCUUUUUUGGCAGUGUUGACAACCUGCCCUUCACGAAGCGGUCGCUGAGGAAUUUGUGUGGGCAGAUUAGCCGGGAAGAGGCAGAUGAUGAUGUGAGGAAGACAAUAGAGGUUUUCGAUCAAAUUGGUGCAAAGGACCCAGAUUUUGUGUUCAGAGUACAGGCUGAUGCAGAAACAAGGAUCAAAAACCUCAUGUGGACAACGGGGGCAGGGAGGUUGCAGUACAAGUAUUUUGGCGAUGUGGUAACCUUUGACACAACGUACAAGACAAACUUGUACGACAUGCCUUUCGGUAAUUUUGUCGGCGUGAAUAAUCACUUCCAGAGCAUAAUCCUAGCUGGGGUGAUGGUGAGAGAUGAGCAAGUAGAGAGUUUCGAAUGGGUUUUUUCGGAGUUCGUCCGUAUGAUGGGCGGUGUACCUCCGAAGACCAUACUAACUGACCAGUGCCGGGCAAUGGAGGUGGCCAUAAAGAAAGUACUGCCAGGGACGUGUCAUCGGUGGUGCAAAUGGCAUGUGCUGAAGAAGGCAAAGGAGUCGCUUGGGCCAAUGUUUACAAGGCGGCAUUCAUUCCGUGCUGAAUUCCACAAGGUAGUAAAUCACAUGCUCACAGUCGAUGAAUUUGAGAUUGCAUGGGAUUUACUUCUUGAGAAGUACCAUCUGAGAGGGCAUGCUUACAUGACGCAAUUGUAUGAGGUUCGGGAGAAAUGGGCAAAGCCUUAUUUCAAGGGUAUUUUCUGUGCGAAGAUGACCAGCACGCAGAGGAGUGAGAGUGCAAAUAGCAUGCUGAAGAAAUAUGUGCCGAAGGGGUGUUCGAUGCACAUGUUUGUGUGGCAGUACAUGAGACUGGUGUAUGACAGGGAAUCGGAAGAAAACUAUCAAGAGAAACGUACGAAAGUUAGUGGUGCGGUCGUGCGGUACAACUUCACAAUAGAGAGACAUGCUAGUAAGAUUUACACGAGGCCAAUGUUCGAACAAUUUGGCAAGAUGAUAUAUGAAGCAUGCGCUUAUAGAGUUGACGAAGUGGAGAAGAACAGGCUGUACAGGACAACCCACACAGAUGCCGCACGGCGGGAGAAGUGGAGCAAGGUUGUGUUCGCCGUGAAGAUUAUAGGUGAUGGGGCAGAGUUCGAGUGCGAGUACGGCAUGUAUGCGCACAUGGGGAUGCUGUGUGGGCAUGCUCUGAAGGUCAUGGAUUAUGUGGGGGUAACAGAAAUACCUGACAAACAUAUAAUGAAGAGAUGGACUAGGGACGCGAGGGAUGUGCUGCCUGAGCAUCUCCGACAUUACCAGCGUGACCAGGCUGCGGGAAGGAAUUUCACCAAGCGGCAUUCCACUCUGUACAUACAGGCAAUGGAGCUUGUCAGGCUUGGGGAUACCAGCGCCGCGGCGUUUGAGAAGCUGGUGGGAUUAUUCAGAGACAACCUUGCUGUGAUGGCCCCAUUUGAGGAAAACAGAGAUGGUCUGGGAUUAGAAGACAGGUCGACCGGUGGCUGGAUGGAUGGGAAGCGAAAAGGAGACGAGUGUUCCAGGUCGGGGAGUGUGGCGGUAUCUGAGCAUGCGAUGGCCGGUAUGGCAGCUCCCUGCAAGAAACAGAAGGUUGGGAGGCCAACUACAAGUCGCGACCGAGCUCCGUACGAGGAGCGUAGCAAGAGGACUAGAUUUUGUAGCAUUUGCAAGCGCCCUGGGCACAAAAAAACCGCUUGCCCUGAUAGGGGGGACGAACCAAAACAGCAAAGGAAAGCAGGCAAGUGCAGUAUUUGUGGUGUUGCUGGGUAUCGCGGAGUACCUGUGUGAGUGUCUGUAUUUUCGUUUUAGGAGUGAGCAGGAUUGUCAACUGGUGUGAAACUCUGUAAUAGUACCUGAAUUUGUUUUGUGUUUUGACUUCUCCUGAAAGUGUCAUGUGGCAUGGUACGCCACGCAG